This is a messenger RNA of Fusarium vanettenii 77-13-4, 963 nucleotides long. RefSeq lists its product as uncharacterized. The transcript has 6 exons. NCBI's taxonomy places the organism in Eukaryota, Fungi, Ascomycota, Sordariomycetes, Hypocreales, Nectriaceae. Gene Ontology annotation, cellular component: nucleus. The coding region runs from base 1 to 963 and encodes 320 amino acids. The record is from RefSeq and is a predicted model, not a curated record.
AUGCACUUGGGAGGAACCCGCCGCCGACCCUCAGUAGAACGAGAUCGAUCGCGAGUACUGGAUCGACGAUGCUACGAACCGGAAGGACUGCUUGUCCACCAGCGGAUAGCCCAUGACAAGGUUCGAAAACAUCUCUGCGAGAUUUGUGGCAAGCGCUACAUCAGUCCGGCAGGCCUGAGGAACCACCAAGCUGGUGUUCAUCGCAGAGAGAGGCCGUUCCCGUGUAGCGAGUGCCCUUCAGCGUUCCUCAAGCAGCAUUUCCUUGACACGCACAUUGCUACGGUGCACCGCAAGGAGAGGAAGUUUAUCUGCAAGGGCUGUGGCAAGGGCUUUGGGCGAAAGGCAGACAUGGAGGCGCAUUUCAAACGGCAGCACAGUCAAGCCUCGGCCCGCACAUGCGACGAGUGCGGUGAAAAAGUGAGCAGCCCUUCGGAGUUGGUUGCCCACAAGAAUCGCAAGCACAAUCCCGAGGCCAAGUAUAUGUGCGACGAGUGCGGUGCCCGGUUCAAGCGCCCACGUGACUUAAAGAACCACGAGAGCCGCCACUCGGACGCAAGGCCUUGGAAAUGCCAGUUCCCCGGCUGCACCAAGGACUACAAGACUAAAGACGAGUUGGGAAAUCACGCAAGGAAGAAGGGAGAGAAAAAGGCCCCUGGUGCUGUUUAUACUCCCAUCUUCCACCCAGAGUACUGCCGUGACCGAGUCCGCGCCGAUGACCUCACAAUGACCCCUGAGCAAUGUGCCGAUGUCUUGAUGACUGUCCUCAUCCAACCCGAGUACGGUGAUGGUAACAUCGUCGAGACUAUGCUGAUUGGAACUCGGGACAACCCUUCUGUUAAUGUCCGCGAGGUGCCCCUGGAGCUUCUUUAUCCCACUGUGGGACCUGUGGGACAGGACAACCAUUUGUUGGAGGAGGAAGAGAAGCUGGCCGAUCAGCUUGUCAAGCAAGGCAUGCGUAACUAA